Molecule: messenger RNA, 282 nt
Organism: Ustilago hordei
Lineage: Eukaryota; Fungi; Basidiomycota; Ustilaginomycetes; Ustilaginales; Ustilaginaceae
Exons: 1
Coding region: 1-282 (93 amino acids)
Molecular function (GO): zinc ion binding; nucleic acid binding
Source: RefSeq, a predicted model, not a curated record
AUGGCCCAGAGUGUUGCUGAUGUUCUAUGUCAAUGCUACAAGCUUGCCACUGAGAGUGCUCCUGUAAACCUGCAACACACAACCAAGGAGUCUGAACUCAUUGCUUUACAAGCUGCAACACUCACCAACUGUUGGGCCUGCAGUGAGCUUGGUCAUGCAGCCAAUUGUUGCCCAAAUGAUGCUGCCCAUACUCAAUGGAAAGAGGGCAAAGUCAAGGUGCCCCCCAAGAGCCACACCAACACAUGUAUUGUGCUGCCACUCAAGAACACUCAAGAGGAAUAG